Syngnathoides biaculeatus (alligator pipefish) is the source of this 1718-nucleotide messenger RNA. It is a transcript of the gene mlpha, whose product is annotated as melanophilin a. Gene Ontology annotation, cellular component: cortical actin cytoskeleton. The record is from RefSeq and is a predicted model, not a curated record. Gene Ontology annotation, biological process: intracellular protein transport. The transcript is spliced from 15 exons. The coding region runs from base 3 to 1718 and encodes 571 amino acids. NCBI's taxonomy places the organism in Eukaryota, Metazoa, Chordata, Actinopteri, Syngnathiformes, Syngnathidae. Gene Ontology annotation, molecular function: myosin binding; actin binding; small GTPase binding.
UCAUGGACCGUAAACUGGAUUUGUCUCGUCUGACUGACGAAGAAGCAAAACAUGUCUGGGAGGUGAUUCAACGUGACUUCAACCUACGGAAGAACGAGGAAGACCGACUAGGCAAAUUGAAGGACUCCAUCCAGAAGGAGGACACCAAGCGCGAGCUGCUGGGCUCAUCGAACAACUUGUCCGACUCGUUGUGCAUCCGCUGCCUGCAGCCCUUCAAGUUCCUGGUGAACAGCAAGCGCCAGUGCUUGGACUGCCAGAUGUUUAUCUGCAAGUCAUGCAGCCGCUACAACAAGAAGGAGCACGGUUGGGUGUGCGACAACUGCCGCAUGACCAGAGUUCUGAAGAUCGGCACCCUGGGUUGGUACCACGACAACAUCCGCAACCGUUUUAAGCGCUUCGGCAGUGCCAAAGUGAUGAGGUCACUGUACAAGAGGUUGAAUGGAGAUGGUGGCCGAGAUGACGACACUCAGAGCAUGCCCGAUGUCCGCAACAACCACUACAAUGCUAACGAUGAGGAUCAAGGAGAAACUGAGGCACAGCGAUACAAAUCGAUGCGCAAAAAUAAACGGCUGCUGUCCGUUCAUCCAUUUGACUUUGACUCAGAGGACUAUUUCCCCUAUUCAAGGCGCCCAUCAGUGCAGCAAAUUCAGGAGGAUCGAGCACACAGGAAUGACGGAGAAUACGACUUAAACCUGCAGCGAAUGAACCGCAGGAGAAGUCUGGAUCGUUAUGCGAUGAGAACUGAUGAUUAUGGUGAGAAUCGUAUGGUUCGGACUCGAUCUUUGUCCAAGAUCAGCUCGAUGGCUCGUCAGCAGUACAUCGACACAUCUGACGAGGAAGACUGUCAGAGGUUUGCUCCAGUGUAUCAGCCACCCCACCACCGCCGCCGCAACAGCAAGGCCUCAUCUCAGGAGAACCUGGGCCAAACCCCCCCAAUAAACGAGUUGAACAAACGCAUGUCCGCCAUUGAAGGUCUGCUCAAUCGUUUGGAGGAGAAGAUGUCACCAGCCGAUAAGGCUUCUGGGUCAUCAGGUCAGAACGAAGAAGAGAAGCUGAUGAAGAAAUUGAGCGAGCUCGCAGGGAACUUGGGCAACAAACGCUUGUCAUCAGAUGACGAGGGGGACAAGAAGACCUUUUUGGGAGGAAAAAGUGUCGGUGGCAGCCGGGCAGCGGCCACCGUGGACUCUAUGAAGGAUCUGAGCUCAUCCAGCGAGGACGUGCCGAGUGAAGCACAAAAGAGAUCCACCGCCGCCGCCCUCUGUGACCUCACCACUGAGGCCCUGAGAACCAUUAAUGCCACAGAAAAUGCGAUGGUUGAGUUCGGCCUGUCUGAGCCGGUCGUCAGAACCCACAUGUUAGGGACUGAUGCUAAACAAGCCGAUGAGGCGUUCAGGCAACUUGAGGAAAAUGUUUACAUCGCUACCGGGCAGUCGUACGAACUGGAAACGAAGCUGCAGCGGCUCGAGCAAAGUGCCAAAAACCGCUUCGGGGGGACAACAGAUUCGGAGCUUUCUGAGCUGGAGGACGUGGUGGCGCUGACUGCCGCCAGGGUGCAAAGUGCUGAAAGCGAGGUAUCCGACAUCGAAAGUAAGAUUGCAGCCCUCAGAGCAGCAGGAUCCAAGAAGAAGGUUUCUGGAUCACAGAGGAAAAAGUCUAGUCAAGAACAAAUUGCCAAAUCUGAAAGGAAUGGAGCUGCAUGGAAAUCCAACAUCUCUUGA